Messenger RNA from Neohortaea acidophila, 3349 nucleotides. RefSeq names its product Piwi domain-containing protein. Lineage: Eukaryota; Fungi; Ascomycota; Dothideomycetes; Mycosphaerellales; Teratosphaeriaceae. Gene Ontology annotation, molecular function: protein binding; RNA binding. Bases 95 to 3166 code for a protein of 1023 amino acids. The record is from RefSeq and is a predicted model, not a curated record. The transcript has 2 exons.
CGCUCGCUUCCGCCUUCCAUCGUUGACUGAGACGCAUUCAUUGAGUGCCUGAAGAAAUUCGUUCACUUCACCUGUCUGUCACACCCAAAGCAACAUGUCUGGCCAACGCGGUCGUGGUGGCAGUGGUGACCGCGGUCGUGGAGGAAGUCCGUAUCGUGGCCGUGGUCGUGGUGGCAAGGAUGAUGGUCCAGCCGGUCGUCCCCCUCCUGGCCCAUCUGGUCAGCAACUCCCCUUCCACGGUGGUCCACCAAGAGGACGUGGGGAUGGUCCGAGAGGAGGCUAUGGUGGGGGCCAACGAGGAGGGUACGGCCAGCGUGGAGGAAGAGGUGGUGCGCCCGGAGUUGUCGAUGCUGGUCCUCUGCCAGGCAUCUACCAAGAAAACGCUACCGUCCCGCAGCCCGACCCCUCCAUCAAAAUCGCUGAAGACGCCCUCGUCGAGCUCACUCGCGGCAAGUACAUCGAUGGCUUUCCUGGACGUCGCGGCUUCGGAACGAAAGGAAGACACAUCAUCCUGCGCACAAACUAUUUCAAGAUCAACACACCUUAUGACUCCACGCCUGCCGCCGACAUCCCGCCCAAAGGCCUCUUCAAGUACGAUGUCUCAACUACCCAAGACGUCAGCAAGAAACCUCGCCAACGCCUGAUGCGACACAUUCUGGAGACUUUGCCCUUCUUCCAAGGCAAGACCUGGGCAACGGAUCUCAGCGGCAUCAUCAUCACCACCGACAAAGCCGACCUGGGGCCCGCCAACGUCUGGGAGGGCGAGAUGAUGAUUCCCCCUCGCAACGAGGAGACUGAUGUCUCGCAAGGACAAGUGCCCGAUUUCGUGCAGGCUGCUCGUGCCCGCAACACCGUCAAUGUGAGGAUCGCACUCGCCAGGGAGUACACGAUGUACGAGAUCAUGGACUAUCUCAAGGACCCAAAUGUCCGACCAAUGUCCGAAGACCACGAGAACAUCAUCCAGCUGCUCAACAUCAUCAUCUGCAAGGAGCCCAAGAUGAAGGGGAACGUGGUCAAUGUCGGCAACAACAAGUUCUACCCCUUCGGAGACAACCCGAUGAAGACGGCUUACCCUCUGGGCGCCGGUUUGGAGGCUCUGAGAGGCUUCUACACCAGCGUACGCCCGGCCAUCAAUCGACUCUUGCUCAACGUCAACGUGUCCAGUGGAGCUUUCUACACGCCCGUGCCGCUGAUACAGCUGAUCUACGAUGCAGGCAUGAGAGAUAAUCUCGGAGCCGCAGAGGAGUUCAUACGUGGCUUGAGUGUGAAGGCGGAAUACACCAAAGACGGCAAGGUCACCAUGACCAAGUUCAAGACCAUUGCCGGUUUCGCCAGGGAACUCGAUCCUCCAACCUUCCGCGUGAAGCGCUUCGGCAAUGCGAAUGAUGUCAACUUCAAGUACUACGACAGAUCGCUCCCCAACGCCCCCGAGCGUCAGACGACGGUCGCCCAAUACUUCCUCCGCGAGCGUGGCAUCACACUCGAAAAACCAACCGCGCCGGUGCUGAAUGUGGGAACGGCAAAGGACCCGCAGUACAUUCCAAUGGAGAUCUGCACGGUCCUUCCUGGCCAACCCCACAGGCGCUUUCUCGAAGGUGAGCAGACGAGUUCGAUGAUCAGAUUCGCUGCCCGACGUCCGAACCAGAACGCCGUCUCCAUUGCCGGCACGCCUACCGACCCUGGCACUGGACUCAAGCUGUUCGGUCUUGCAGGUGCGGGGAACGCUCAGCUUGCGACGGUCAAGAAAUUCGGCUUCAGCGUCGAUACGGAGAUGCUCACUGUUCCUGGUCGCAUCCUGCCCAUUCCACGGGUCGACUACAGCGGCAAAUCGGUCACUCCUUCUGGCGGUUCCUGGAACCUAAGCCAACAGCGAUUUCAUGUGCCUGGCAGUAUCGGGAACUGGAAGGUUCUAGUGAUCGACACCGAGCGACGUACCGCAUUGCAAGACCAGCCAGCGGAGGGGCGUACACCGGACGAUCUCAUUGCAGAACUGGCAAGGACACUUGGGCGCUAUGGGAUCAAAGCGGGACGCCGCGAGGCCACUCAACGCAUCAGGCUUGCGGAGCUCAACUUCGGCAAUCGCACGCAGAACGAUGCGAUGAUUCGCCAAGCUUUCCAGAACGCCGAUGCACAAGGCGUAAGAAUGAUGAUGGUUGUCCUUCCGGUGGUCGACAAGUGGCUGUACGCUCGCAUCAAAUACUACGGAGACGUCAAAUUCGGGAUUCACAGCAUCAACGCCGUCGGCCAGAAGCUGCAAAAGGCCAACGGAGAGGCAAUUUUCAUGGGCAAUUUGGCACUCAAGUUCAAUAUCAAGGGAGGUGGUGUGUCCCACAGAGUUCCAAACACCCUCUCCGGGCCUCUGGACAACAGCACCAUGUUGAUGGGUAUCGACGUCACCCACCCAUCGCCUGGCUCUUCCGAAGGGGCACCAAGCAUCGCCGCUGUCGUUGCCAGCGUUGAUGAGAGCCUAUUCCAAUGGCCAGGGAGCGUGCGCACGCAAACAGGCAGGAAGGAAAUGGUGGACUUUCUGGAAGACAUGGUUCUGGAGCGUCUAGACACCUGGCGCAAGAGACACAACAAGCUUCCCACCAAAAUCGUGCUCUACCGCGAUGGCGUCUCCGAGCCUCAAUACAAAGAUGUGCUCAACCUUGAACUGCCAUCUUUCGAAGGCGCCUUUGCCAAACGCUACGGCGAAAAGCGCAACUGGCCCAGGAUGGCCAUCAUCGUCGUCGGCAAGCGUCAUCACACCCGCUUCUACCCCACCAAAGCAGAAGACGGUGACCGGUCUUUCAACCCCCAGCCCGGCACCGUCGUUGACCGCGGGAUCGCCGGCCGCGUGCUGGCGGAAUUCUGGCUGCAAGCCCACCAAGGCCUCCAAGGCACCGCCCGGCCGGCGCACUACGUCGUCAUCAAAGACGACAUCGAGUUCAAAGCAGAUGACCUAGAGCGCAUCACGCACCACUUGUGCUACCUCUUCAACCGCGCCACCAAGGCUGUGUCGAUUUGUCCUCCUGCAUACUAUGCUGACCUGCUGUGCGAGCGCGGACGAGCGUAUUUGUACACCAUGCUGGCGGAGAACCGUGGAGGGGCGAGGUUUGAUCCUCAGCAGGCGGAGUGGACACAGGGGGUGCAUCCGAGGUUGAAGGAUUCGACUUGGUACAUUUGAGCGCGGGGUUUCUUCUCACGACUGAUACGAGGAAUGAAUACGGGAGAUGAAGGAGAUUCGCGGUGUUUUUGAUUCAGAGAUGGAUGAUGCAUUGAGGGCUGUCUCCCGUGGAUACGGCUGCGGCUGGACUCUUGCAUCGAUGAUGAUUGUGCUACUUGUUGCGUUGGGUCAUGCGUUCAUUUC